GGUCCCGCCACCCGCGCCCCUCUGUCCCCUCUCUCACCCACUUCGGUACCUGCAGCUUGGAGAGGGCGGGAGGUCGAUGAGCCUCAGGGACAGGGGGUCCAGCCUCGUGGGCUCCCCCUCCUCUCCUCCAUGGUUUGGGGAGUGGGCAGCUAAGAGGAUGGCUGAGACGACCACCGCAACCCCUGAGACACACAUGCUCCUGAAUGAGUACAGGGACUACCACAACUGGUCCGAGCUGUUCCAACUCCUGAACUACACCUACACCUUCUGUGAGUUCAGCCUGGAUGAGAACGUCAAGCGAGUGAUCCUCUUCAUCCUUUACCUGGCAAUCUUCGUGGUAGGCUUGGUGGAGAACCUACUUGUCAUCUGGGUCAACUGGCAGACACGGGGCAACAGGAGCUUGGUCAACCUCUACAUCAUCAACAUGGCCGUUGCCGACCUCGGAGUGCUGCUCUCGCUACCCAUCUGGAUGCUGGAGGUGAUGCUGGAUUACACCUGGCUCUGGGGCAGCUUCCUCUGCCGCUUCACACACUACUUCUACUUUGCCAACAUGUAUGCCAGCAUCUUCUUCCUCACCUGCCUGAGCGUGGAUCGCUAUGUGUCCCUGACCAGCUCCUCCCUCUUCUGGCGCAAGCACCAGCACCGCACACGCCGCAUCAUCUGUGCCUGCAUCUGGGUCUUGGCAGCAGCGAUCUCAUUCCUGGAGGUUGCUCACAUUCAGCUGGUCGACACUGGAGAGCCCAUGUGCAUCUUUGUGGCCCCCUUCGAGACUUAUGACGAGUGGGCGUUGGCAGUCAGCUUGGCCACCACCGCCAUUGGGUUCCUCAUCCCUUUCCCCAUCAUCACCGUUUUCAAUGUCCUGACAGCCAGGUUCAUCAAGUGCACCAAGCCGGAGAGCAGGAAGCACUGUCAGCUCAUCUAUGCCUACAUCGUGGUGUUCCUCAUCAGCUGGCUGCCCUUCCACAUCAUGCUUACACUGCUCAUCCUCGACAGCAACCACAUCAUCCUCCACUGCACCUUCGCCCACUUCCUCUACUUUUUCUACGACAUCAUAGACUGCUUCACCCUGCUCCACUGCGUGAUUAACCCAAUCCUCUACAACUUCCUGAGCAAAAAUUUCCGCAGCAAACUCAUCUCUGCUGUGGUUAAGUACAUCCCUAAAGACCAAGGCACCCAGAGGGGUGCAGACAAUUCCUCCUCCACCACGCAGCACUCUAUAGUCAUCACAAAGGACAAUAACCCUCCCAAUUAAGGGAGAUCAGACUCUCCCACUCAUCACUGGCAAGAGGUUGGCAGGAGCAGCUCUCUGAGGUCAGGAAGAUCAUUUUCCCUGGUGAUAAGCAGACACUUUGCUUUUAAACAGCUCCUUGCUGGCCCUCCCUGUUCUCUGAAGCCAGGGGCAGAGUGAAAAGUGAACUGCAGUGGUGUGGGGAGCUACAGACAGCUUGCUUCUGAUGUGCUGCUCUCGCACAUCUAUUUAACCUGAGAAAGAAUACAAGAAAGAGAUAUUUCCUGUUUUCCAAAAGAAACACUCGCCAUAAGAAAGCGUGUGACUCCUUCUGCUUGGAAGCCUGACAUAAACUCAGCCCCUGGACCCAACCCCCUCUCUCCCCAAGCUGCAGGUCUGGGGCACACAAUCUUUUCCUGUCACAUUUCUCUGCAGCCCAUGACCUCCCUGCACACCUCCCUGGACCCACCCCUGCAGAGGUGUUCGGUGAACGCCAUCCGUGAUGCCAUUCUGACUAGGACAGAGGGAAUUCAUCCCUUGGCCACAUGACCCACUCCUCCCCGUGCUCAGCAAAAAGCCACAAGCCUGAUUUUACAGACAUGAAGGCAAUGCAUCCCUGAGGGGCUGAGCCCAACAGACCCGAGUGGUGAUGAGGGGAGGAACAACUUGAGAGCAGCAACUCACUGAGAGCCAUUUUACCAACCCAGAAGUAUAUCAGUGAAACUGGGUUAAACUGGACAGGGCUGCUUCCAAACGCGACUGGCAGCAGCAGAUGUGGGGUUCCCAGUUUGUAUUUUUGUGUUUGCAGCUAGACACCCACCCCAGUCUUCUCUAGAGCAUCUCUUCACAGGUCUCUGUGCUGCUCCAGCAGCCUUGACAAGCACUCCCUUGCAAUCAAAGUUGCACUGAAGCAUUCCUCUGAGAACGCAAACGCCUGCAGAAACUCUCGGCGCUGGAGCAGGACUGGGAAUUUGGUUGCCCAAGGAACUGGAGCAUCCGGAGAAAGUUCAUCCCUGCCUGGAUUCUGCUCAGUCAUGUGCUGUGGGUCAAGCCCUCAGCACGGGAAGGUGAAAGAGUAACAGUUGCUGGGAGUCCAUAAAUCUACCAAAGGCCUUGAGCUGCUCAAGAAACACAUAUUUUAAAAAGCAAAGCAAAGCAAAUCUGGGGACAGGAUGCUGGCAGCACAGAGUGGUGGGGGAGCAGGAUGUCCCAGCUGUGGAGGAGUCCAGGACCGGGGUGAACUGGGACACGGGGUCACCAGGGUGGGGCUGGGAACAUGCUGCUGUGUCCUGAGAUGGGUAAACAAGGAACACUUCUGGGCUCCUUGUGCACAGAGAUGUUCCCCCUGACUGCCAGGGGACACCAGUGUUGGGAGAAAAAGCCAAAUUUGCCACUUACAUAGUAGUUUGUUCUGCAGCUGAUGACGAAGCCAGUCUCAUGUCCUUCAGGAUCUCUGCACUGACAUGGGACCUCAUCACCUCCCUCCUGGGCACAAUGUGCAGUGAACCCAAGCAGCCCCAACCUGGCCAGUGAAGGCGAAAGCAGCUUCACACUGACAUGACCCACAGCUCUGCUCCCAAGUCUUCCUGUAAAAAUCUGCCAUUGUCAACGAAGACGUGGAAGAUAAGCGCAUAGGAACAAGACACUUGAGGUGUGACAUAACCACGACAGGAAGAUAUUAAAUUUCAAGUUACUUAAACAUGUAAAUCUUGGUAUCUGACCUAUUAAACUUGUGUUUUUUUAACUUUC
Apus apus (common swift) is the source of this 2977-nucleotide messenger RNA. RefSeq names its product G protein-coupled receptor 182 (gene ACKR5). Gene Ontology annotation, cellular component: membrane. The coding region runs from base 77 to 1252 and encodes 391 amino acids. Gene Ontology annotation, molecular function: G protein-coupled receptor activity. Lineage: Eukaryota; Metazoa; Chordata; Aves; Apodiformes; Apodidae. The record is from RefSeq and is a predicted model, not a curated record. The transcript is spliced from 2 exons. Gene Ontology annotation, biological process: G protein-coupled receptor signaling pathway.